GGACUCGUGAAGCAGGGUGCGUACCACAAAUGCUCAGUAAAAGGGGCCCGCACCUUCUUCGAUGCCGGGUCACGGCGAACAAGUCCUCGCCGGACUUUCCCCCUUACUCUCUUUGAGUUAGACAGGCCGGAACCAGAUGUCUCGCGACGGGGUGGCGGCAGCAUCCUAACUAUAUACUACAUCACUCUAUUCGAGGCUGCGCGCGGCCAGAUAUUCUACCGACCUCCACAAAUACAGAUUUUGGAGCGUCAAGUCUAGACAAGAUGUUACACGGCGGCGGCGCGCGCUUCUGCACGCUCGUCGUCGUCAUCGUGUUCGGCACUUUGUACUUCACCUCCCUCCAUUCGCACUCUGGGGACGAUGCCUUCUCCUCGGCGGGGCUCUUGGAGAAGGCUCAGAAGGCGGUUGGGUCCGCCCUCUCCCGCCGACACCACUGUCCAGUCCCUCGAUCGUCCCAGACGCGCGCGAUAGACCACAAGAAGCAGAUCUGCGUGCCGCUGGACUCGCCGUCUGGCGUGUUUGCGGUGUCGUUCUGCUACGAGCGCGACGCGUACGACGCGUUCACGAUGCGGGUACAAAGACUAGAUCAGGAAGAGUGCGCGCGAGUGGAGGAGAAGGGCCCGCAGGCAGAUCGCGAGGACGUGCGCGAGUUCGUGCAGACUGAGCGCGGGCCGGAUACGCUGUGGCUGCGCGUCGAUGGUGCAGAGCGCAUCAGCACGCAAAGGAGCGUGUACGAGGGAGAGUGCUCGUACAGGUUCGAUGUACCUGUGAGGAACGCAGGGGAUCUAUACGUCGACUUGUUCCAUGCGUGGGAGGAGUACCUGGGCUUCAUCGAGACCGACGACAUGCGUACACGACCAUGGCCACCUCUCUUAAACAACCCUCUCCUCUCGCAGACCCUACGCAUCCCCUGGGGCGCCUCCGACUGCCGCCCAUACAACGUCCCCCCACUCUGGGAGUCCCACCACGUCGUAGUGCCUGCCCCCCUCUCCCCCUUCGACCUCAUGGUCAACAACCUCCCUUCCUGCGCGGGCCUCGAACCCAUGACCGGCUCGUACUACCGCGCGCACACGCUCGACGUUCUUUGGCCGGAGAUAUACUACCCGCAACCGCUCGGGCGACCUGUGGGCGGGCGCUACCGCUUCAUGCCGCACGACUGCGAGUGGCGACACGCGGGGAUGCGCGCGGCGAGCGCGCACAGAUGCACGGGGAAGAAGAGCAGCGUGUACACUCUGGGAGAUAGCCAUGGGCGUCUGGUGCACGAUGGGGUGAUACACAGGCUGAAUGGGACGGCGGGCCAGAUGACGGCUUCGCCGAAGCUCGAGUUCAAGACUGCCGAGGUCGGCGAGAUUGACUUUGCUUUCCAAUGGGACCCUCGCGGCGAACUCAUGGUCACCCAGACUGAGCGACUUUGCGCGACACUCAAAGAGCGCGAAGUAGAUAUAUACUUUGCCAGCAUCGCCUUCCAUCUCGCAAUCGACCAGCCCACGCAUGUCUUCCUUGAGCGCGUUGAGAAGCUCUUCGACGCUGUUGAUCAAUGCGCCGAUGCUGAGUACGCUGGCCCGAGCACUCGCAUCCUCCUCACGCCCGCCGCCGCCGCGCCCCGCCAGGACCUUGCGGGCUCGGGUCUGCGGGAGAAGAACACGAACGUGCGGCACGCGUACUGGUCGUCGCUCGUCGCGCCGCUCGCUAAUUCGCGAGGCUGGGCGGUGCUCGACCAGUUUGCGCUGACGGAGCCGAUUGCGUGGGAGCCGAUGUUCAUGGACAAGCUGCACUAUCUGUUGACGGAUGCGGUGGAGGCGCUUGUCGAUGAGGCGGUGGGGAGGACGGGGUUGUGUCCGGAGGGGUACUAGCAUGUGCGGGAGAGUGGGGCGGGAUGUUGAUAUCCGGUUUUGUAUAUAUCAGGCGGUUCUGGCGUUCGGUAGAUGUACAUUGAUGAGCAUAAUCCUCGGGCGUGGACUUUCGAAUUCAACCUAUCCCUCCUUGUUUCUCAGGCGCAUCUCAACCCCGUGUCGUCUUGUCAACCAUGGGCGCCGUACCCUUUCAGAAUUCCGUCCUUCCGGUGGUCAACAUUUUCACGCGGUUCCAUUCCUCGAUCCUCCUGUCCACGUCGCCAUGUUCUUCGUUCGGCAGAGAAUAGUAAAGGUCGCGUAACCCCGGAAAUGACUCGGCCAUCCAGGCGCCCAGCUCAUCCCCGCUUCCGAUGUCAGAGUCCUUCAGAGUGAGCUCCUCG
Schizophyllum commune H4-8 is the source of this 2233-nucleotide messenger RNA. RefSeq lists its product as uncharacterized. The record is from RefSeq and is a predicted model, not a curated record. Lineage: Eukaryota; Fungi; Basidiomycota; Agaricomycetes; Agaricales; Schizophyllaceae. The transcript is spliced from 9 exons. The coding region runs from base 264 to 1853 and encodes 529 amino acids.